This is a messenger RNA of Scleropages formosus (Asian bonytongue), 1549 nucleotides long. It is a transcript of the gene plek, whose product is annotated as pleckstrin. Gene Ontology annotation, biological process: intracellular signal transduction; actin cytoskeleton organization. NCBI's taxonomy places the organism in Eukaryota, Metazoa, Chordata, Actinopteri, Osteoglossiformes, Osteoglossidae. The transcript is spliced from 9 exons. The coding region runs from base 88 to 1146 and encodes 352 amino acids. The record is from RefSeq and is a predicted model, not a curated record. Gene Ontology annotation, cellular component: plasma membrane.
GAGCCGUCCUCCUCCACACACUCGUUCGGCGAACGCAGCCGCUGCAGGACGAGCAGAACCUUGAGGGAGAACCGCGACACAGCGCGUAUGGAGCCGCAGAAGAUCAGAGAGGGUUACCUGGUCAAGAAGGGGGCGGUGCUGAGCUCCUGGAAGGCAGUGUGGGUCGUGCUUUCCGACGAUGGGCUGGACUUCUACAAGAAGAAGGCGGACAGCAGUCCCAAGGGCAUGAUCCCCCUGAAGGGGGCCACGCUAACCUGCCCCUGCCAGGACUUCCCCAAGAGGCCGCUGGUGUUCAAGAUCAGUGCGUCAAAAAACCAGGAGCACUUCUUCCAAGCCACCCACCUGGAGGACAGAGAAAUGUGGGUGAAAGACAUCAAGAGGACCAUCACUUGUCUACAAGCGGGCAAGAAGUUCGCCAGGAAGUCCACAAGGAGAUCCAUACGACUGCCUGACACGGUGAACCUGAGCGAUCUGUACCUCCAGAUGAAAGAUCAGGAAUCCGGUGUGAAAGAGCAGAAGCUGGAGAAGGAGAAACGAAUCUUCAAUCAUUGCUUCACAGGAAGCACAGUCAUUGAUUGGCUGAUCUCGAAAGCGAAGGCCAGGAACCGUCAGGAGGGCUUGAUGCUGGCCACGGGCCUUCUGAAUGAGGGCUUCCUGCAGCCGGCAGGGGACUUGUCCAAGGGAGCGGCUGAGGGAGGCGCCGAGUCUGUCCUCCUCGACCAGCCUGAUGCCCUCUACUAUUUUGCGGACAGCGGGUUUUUCUGCGAGGGGUACUCGAGUGACGAGGACACGAUCGUGAAGGAGGAGUUCCGAGGAGCCAUUGUCAAACAGGGAUGCUUGCUGAAACAGGGCCAUCGAAGGAAGAACUGGAAGGUUAGGAAGUUCAUCCUCAGAGAUGACCCUGCGUACAUUCACUACUACGACCCGGGCAAGGGGGAGAUCAACCCCUUGGGUUCCAUCCACCUGCGGGGUUCAGUGGUGACAGCUGUGGAGCACAUCCCUGACGCGAAGAAGCAUGACGUGGAGGGGAACCUCUUUGAGAUCAUCACGUCCGACGACACACACUACUUCCUGCAAGCCGCCACAGCGGAGGAGCGCAAGGAGUGGAUCCGCUCCAUCCAUACCGUGGCCAAGUCUGGCAAAUAGGGCCCCGGGGGGCCAGGGACCCCGAGAGCAGGAAUCGAGGAGCCACCAGCAGUAGACAUCUCAGCGCCAUGGCGGAGCGAGGCUCCUGCUGCAUGGCUCAACUACUUCUACUUCUGCAAUGUUAUUUCUGCUCUCGAUAAUUUCAGCUCAUGUCCCACAAGCUGCAGGGAGGUGCUUUAAUCAGUCCAUGGAAACUGUGUUUUCUUUAAUUCAUCAUAUGCAGGGUCUUCCUCUGCUCUUAUGUUCCACGUGAGCACCUCGCCGUUGUUAUUGUUCAUGAUGAGAUCUCACUGGAAACACGGUGACGGAACGUGGGUCAAUCUGCUAAAUUUACCCUCUUCUCUAGUUUCCAUUAAAUAGUGUGUGAACACAGCGAAACAUCCGUGAUGACAGCUCACUCCAG